Molecule: messenger RNA, 822 nt
Organism: Trametes versicolor FP-101664 SS1
Lineage: Eukaryota; Fungi; Basidiomycota; Agaricomycetes; Polyporales; Polyporaceae
Exons: 2
Coding region: 1-822 (273 amino acids)
Molecular function (GO): protein binding
Source: RefSeq, a predicted model, not a curated record
AUGGAAGACGACGCCGAACGUGUCGACUGGGGAAACGACGACGACGAGCUGCAGGCGCCACCCGAGUCCUACCCGAGCGACUCUCCGCGACAAGCGACGGGUGGGUAUGCGGGCGAGGACGCCGAGGACGCUGUCUCCCUUGGUGGCGACGACGAAGAUGAGCGCGAGUUCUACGCUCACCACUCUACAGAGUCAGCCUCCGUCGGCGGGGGCCUUCUCAGCAAAUCAGCUGCUGUCACCCACUCCCAUACCACCAAACGCGACAACCAGCGCCAAUCCGCUACAUCCUCGCAGCACGCUCGAGCGCCCUCCCAGUCCAAAAACCCAGAGUCGCCCUCCAGUGGUCUUCGGCGCACUCACUCUGCAAGCACUCUCCCUGCUCCUCUCACGCAUGCACUUCCUCCGAAGCCAGUCGUGGCCCCGCCGCACUUCCGACCUCCCUCCCCCACAGGACCUGGCAUCCUCGCAAGCGCUAUGGUCCACCGACAGAAAAAGUCCAAUGGCUCGCUGAAGGCCUCUGAUGGCGGCGAUCCUUUGCCUCCCGACUGGGAGAUCAGGUACCCAAGAACCGGCGGCAACGAAGCCUAUUACUUCAACGUGAAGACCGAGGAAUCAACUUGGGUGCGACCGAAGCUGCCUCUCUCCGGCACGUCUUCACCAACCAAAGAACGGGAGAAUGGUUACAUGCAUUUGUCUGGGCGCCGCUCUCCUGAUGACCUUGACUCUGCGUUGCUGGAUAUGUCUGCCACAGGCCAGGCGAGACUCCACUGCCUGCGGGUAAAUCAGAGUCUGGUGACCGACGGAGUGAACGAUUGGGCGUGA